AUGCCAUCCGUUGAUUUCAUCCCCAGCCCCAGCCCCAGCCCCGGCUCCCAACCACUAACCAAUGGUUCAGAUUUCAUCCGCUCCAGCUGCAAAUGCACUACCUACUCCGACCUCUGCUACGCCUCCUUGAAACCCUACUCUAGAUCCGUCAACGGGGACCUAGCAAAGCUGUCCAUCGUCGCCAUCGGCGUCAGCUUGGAGAAGGUCCAAACGAUGGCUUCCUACUUGGCCAACCUCAGCCGCGAUGCUGACCACAAGUACGAUCCUAGAAUGGCACGGUCUCUCCAACUCUGUCUCGAUUUUAUUGGUGGAGAUGAUGGCGCUGUGGACGAUAUCCAGAAAUCGCUGAAACAGAUGCGCGAUCUGGGCGCGGCCGGGAGCUCCAAGGAAAGGCUCCGGUAUUUGUUGUUUAAUGUGCAGAAUUGGAUUACUGAUGCGUCCAUUUGUCAUUCUGGUUGUGCUGACACCUUCGAUGAUGUGCCGGACGGGCCGCUGAAGGAGGAUGUCAUCGCUAGGGCUGAGUAUGUGAGAAAAUUUACUAGCAUUGCACUUGGCUUGGUUGAAUGUUACAGUGACAAAGUAACAAGUUGA
This is a messenger RNA of Mangifera indica (mango), 591 nucleotides long. RefSeq names its product 21 kDa protein-like. Gene Ontology annotation, molecular function: enzyme inhibitor activity. Gene Ontology annotation, biological process: negative regulation of catalytic activity. The coding region runs from base 1 to 591 and encodes 196 amino acids. Lineage: Eukaryota; Viridiplantae; Streptophyta; Magnoliopsida; Sapindales; Anacardiaceae. The transcript has a single exon. The record is from RefSeq and is a predicted model, not a curated record.